Molecule: messenger RNA, 1568 nt
Organism: Wyeomyia smithii (pitcher-plant mosquito)
Lineage: Eukaryota; Metazoa; Arthropoda; Insecta; Diptera; Culicidae
Exons: 5
Coding region: 165-1319 (384 amino acids)
Source: RefSeq, a predicted model, not a curated record
UUCUAUUCGUUCAGCUGUAUUCAGCCCUUUUUAACAUUCGACUUAGUUUUUACUACAAAAUGUGUUCGUGUGACUGAAAAUAAUAUUUGUUUAAGUGUCUGUAGAUUAUAAUUAGAACAAAAUAAAUUCAAAGUACAACUAGUUUAAAAAUAAAUUUUUAAAUAAUGAAAAUUGCAAACAAGGGUAUUUACUGCAUCGCAAUACUGACAAUUGCCCAUGUAGGACUUUUGUGUGCGGAAUUGGUAGCCGAAACCAACGAAAAGUUUCGCCAAAAUCUAUUGAGUGGAAUGCCGGACGAUGGGGGAGGAAAAAUUUUGUCUCGAAAAAGACGUUUCUUAUCGUUUCCAGAAGGCAGCUCCUUCCAAGUAGUAUACGAUCAAACGAUUCCUAUUGUGGGAAAUACACUGCUGUUUACGGUGGGAGUAACUGUUGCUGCGGCAUAUCAACUUCCGAACGUGUCACCAUUCGAAGUGCUCCGGAUGCUUCAGGAGAAAAUCGCCGGCGGCUCAUUACUGCGUCGAACAGAUGAAAACGUCAAUAGCACCACUCUCAUCGAUACCAGCACUAGCAACUAUGACAAGUACAAUAAGGAUUCGUACUAUUACUCCGCCCAGAGCAAUCAAAGUUAUUACGGCGGCACAAGCGGGUCGAAAAACAUUUUGAACUAUUAUAACGAUGACCCCCCGCAGCACCAAUCACCGCCAGGCGGUGUAAACCGAAUAAAUUAUUACACGAAUGAAAACCCAAACAUUUUCGAUGGAAAUAAUAAGUAUAAAACAAAGUGGUCACCGCCAUCGGAUAGCAAUGCGCUCUAUGAUAACUUUCCCCCGAGCUUUGUGUUUCCAUUGAACUCAACCCAAAAUGACUGGGGCAGUAUAGUUAACAGGUAUGUACAAGCUUGGAUUCGUAAAUAUCCGCCAAACUUCCCGAUGACCAAAAAACGUUACUAUCCCGUGUUCGGCAAACGGAGCAUCGAUGAGCAUACUCAUCCGGAGGAUAAAUACUUUCUCGAGCAUCAUCGAGCGACACGACAUCAAUUGUAUAGGAAAAUAGAAACUUUCCUAGACGGAAGGGGCAAACACGGACAUCACUGUGUUCUACGAGCUCUGUGCGAGAGCGGCCAGAGAAGAAAUCAGAAAAAACCGGAAUCAUUUCUGCGUGAAAUUUUGAAGGCUGUUUUCAGUAUACCUACUACACAUGAAUUGCCGGUUGACUACACGCAUCGAACAUACGACGAAGCUCACGCACAUACGGGAGACUGUGAGAAAAGGUAUCCUUUCUGCAAGGACAGCAUCUGGUCCGAUGAGUUUGUUUUUUGAUCUGACUCGCCACCGAAUCGCACAUGGGCUUACUACAACAGAACGUUCAAUAACACUGGAUGACAUGGUUUUUCGCAACUAAGCAAAUCCACGGAAAGAGGUUUGAAGACUUAACAAAAGUUCCGAUGGAUGAGGAGAUAACAUAUGAGCUGUCGAAGCACAAAUCUUUCCUUCAAAAUUAGGCUCGAUGUGAUCCUGUCGACCAGUGUAAUCCACCAAAACCAAAUAUUUUGUGUCUAGAAUUUUAGU